UAUCAUAGAGCGACUAUGGGUAUCUUUGAAAACUUAAUAUAUACUUGGGUAAUGUUCGUGGUCUUUGUUUUUGAAACAAGCGCAAAGGUGAAUGGAAGAAACCAUGGAUUAGUCCUCAAGGAAGAAGUUGUCUCAAUUUAUAAUGAAAACUUCACUGACAUUCCCAAGGACAGGGAGCCCUAUUAUGUUAAAGUUCAACGAUGUAUCAUCGAUAAAGAUAAAAUUCCUAAUUGUGUAUUUUGCUGGCCCCAACCAAAUACGACGAUAGAAGUCGAGAUUGUCGUUCCUGAUUUAAAAAACUACACAAAAUUUUACAAAUAUAUUGUAUAUCAUCACACUUCUUGUUACCUGGAAAAGAAGCGACAGCCGUAG
Xenia sp. Carnegie-2017 is the source of this 372-nucleotide messenger RNA. RefSeq lists its product as uncharacterized. Lineage: Eukaryota; Metazoa; Cnidaria; Anthozoa; Malacalcyonacea; Xeniidae. Bases 16 to 372 code for a protein of 118 amino acids. The transcript has 3 exons. The record is from RefSeq and is a predicted model, not a curated record.